CAUAAAUUUACGUUGAAUCCACUGCUAAGCCAAAGCAAAAGUCAGUCAGAAGAAAAAAUCCUUUUUCAUUUUCACCCAAUCGUGUUUCUUACUCAAAUGUGGUGGAUCUGAAAUCCCAGUCCCAACCGUUCUGUUCAUUGUGUUAAAAAGGGAAUAUUGGAUUCUAGAUAUAGCAAUGGGAAGAAGGAAUCGAUCUGUGGAAAUGGCGCUAAACAUGUUACUUUCAUCAGCCGUUGUGUUUUUUCUUUGCUUUCACAAUGCGAGUGGUUUCUACCUUCCUGGUGUGGCCCCUGAAGAUUUUCGCACGGGGGAUAGCUUGAAUGUGAAAGUGAACAAAUUGACUUCAACCAGAACUCAGCUUCCUUAUUCGUACUACUCUCUUCCAUUUUGUCAUCCAGAAAAGAUAGUUGAUAGCAGGGAAAAUCUUGGGGAAGUGCUGCGUGGCGACCGCAUAGAAAACUCCCCAUAUGUGUUUAAAAUGAGGGAGCCAGAAUUAUGCCGUGUUCUCUGUCGAAUUACACUUGAUGCUGAUACAGCUAAAGCAUUUAAAGAGAAGAUUGAAGACGAGUAUCGCGUCAACAUGAUCCUUGAUAAUCUUCCUCUGGUUGUUCCCAUUCAGAGGUUGGACCAAGAAGCCCGUCCCCUUUAUCAGCUUGGCUAUUUUGUUGGGCUUAAGGCUCAAUAUGCUGGUAGCAAGGAUGAGAAAGCUUUUAUUAACAACCACUUGUCGUUUAUUGUUAAGUACCACAAAGACGAGGAGACCGACUCUGCUAGGAUUGUUGGUUUUGAAGUUAAGCCAUUUAGUGUUAAGCACUCGUAUGAUGGAAAAUGGAGCACCAAUACUCGUUUAGCCACUUGUGAUCCCCACGCAAAGAGAACUGUUUCCAACUCAAAUUCUCCUCAAGUUGUUGAAGCUAAACAAGAAAUUAUAUUUACAUAUGAUGUGGAUUUUCAGGAAAGUGAUGUGAAGUGGGCAUCAAGAUGGGAUACAUACCUCCUGAUGAGUGAUGAUCAAAUUCAUUGGUUUUCAAUUGUCAAUUCUCUGAUGAUUGUUCUCUUCCUCUCUGGCAUGGUUGCAAUGAUCAUGCUGCGAACACUUUACCGUGAUAUCUCCAAGUACAAUGAACUUGAGACCCAAGAAGAAGCUCAGGAAGAGACUGGAUGGAAACUGGUUCAUGCGGAUGUUUUCAGAGCCCCAGAGAACUCAGACUUGCUUUGUGUUUAUGUUGGAACAGGUGUCCAGUUUUUCUGUAUGGUUCUGGUCACGAUGAUGUUUGCUGUCCUUGGCUUCCUCUCUCCUUCAAACCGUGGUGGCCUUAUGACAGCUAUGUUAUUCCUUUGGGCUUUCAUGGGUAUUUUUGCUGGUUAUGCCUCAACCCGCUUAUUCAAAAUGUUCAAGGGAACUGACUGGAAAAGAGUGGCCCUGAGAACUGCGUUUCUUUUCCCAGCGACAGUCUUCGCGAUCUUUUUUGUCUUAAAUGCCCUCAUCUGGGGCCAGAAAUCCUCAGGGGCUGUGCCAUUUGGAACCAUGUUUGUGCUGGUGCUUUUGUGGUUUGGAAUUUCUGUUCCACUUGUCUUUGUGGGCAGUUACGUUGGAUUCAGAAAGCCAGCAAUUGAGGAUCCUGUAAAGACAAAUAAGAUUCCCAGGCAGAUCCCAGAGCAGGCGUGGUAUAUGAAUCCUAUUUUCUCAACUCUCAUUGGAGGGAUACUCCCAUUUGGAGCUGUUUUUAUUGAGCUUUUCUUCAUUCUCACCUCAAUCUGGCUGAAUCAGUUCUAUUAUCUUUUCGGAUUCCUCUUCAUCGUCUUGGUCAUUCUCAUCAUUACCUGUGCCGAGAUUACAGUUGUGCUCUGCUAUUUCCAGCUGUGUAGUGAGGACUACUUGUGGUGGUGGAGAUCUUAUCUGACAUCAGGCUCAUCUGCUCUGUACCUCUUUCUCUAUGCCACGUUCUACUUCUUUACUAAGCUCGAAAUUACUAAGCCCAUCUCAGGGAUGUUGUAUUUCGGGUACAUGCUCAUCGCAUCAUAUGCAUUUUUUGUUCUCACCGGCACCAUCGGCUUUUAUGCUUGCUUCUGGUUUACGAGGCUCAUUUACUCCUCUGUGAAGAUUGAUUGAUUGAUGGAUAGGAUUUUGUGCACAGGAAGGAACAGGGUAGUGAAUGAUGGCUAGCUUGCAGAGGUUUACCAUCGCUUUACAUUUGAAAAAGAUAGUAUAAUGUCCUUAGCCUUUGAAAGACAAUUUUGCAAGUUACAUUGUCAGUUUGUAUUCUUUUGCUCCACUUAGUACUGAGCAUACCAUCGUGAUUAUUUGAACUAAGCAGGGCUAAAGCAGUUCUUUUCGCCCCUUUAAACUCUUUUUGCAGAAUAGAUAGGUCCUCACUCCUCAUACAUGUUAUUUUCAUCCUUUAAAUUAUACUGGCAUGCUGUAAGAUUACCUUACAUACGCAAUUGGUCUUAAUAUUCAUAAUAUAUGGAAAGUAUAUUAUGACCGAAGAUUAAUUAUGAAUAAUAAGUUAAAAUAGUGUAUGAUGAUUUUGCUGCCCUAAUUCAAAUUAAGCAUGAGAUCGUUUCUCCCAUUUGCAUGCUAAACUCAGCCAUAGGUUUUGUAGAAGAGCCAUCUUCACUCCACGCCUCUGCUGCUGUGUCCAUCUAAGCAAAUCUGCUGCCCUUCACCUUCCAUCAGAUUCUUCACUGCAUUUGUGAUUUCAAACUUGCCCCACCAAGUCGAUCAUUAUCUUUCUCUUAUAAUAUCACCCAGCUAGACUCAACGCCAUUUUGAGAUCAUCGGCUAACAUUGCAGCAUUCGCGCGUUGUUCUGCAUGUAGGGGCUGUGCAAUCACUGGUACAUCAUUCGCCUGUCGCCACGCUUUCCUGACCGAAUUCCAUCCCUGAAUGUUCUCAAGUCGUUGGCGCAAUGCCUCAGUAUUUGAGAUGAAGGUGCCCAAUUGCAGAAGGAAACACCAAUAUCCUUUGCUGCCUCUGUGAAACCAUUGGGAAGACAAGCUCUACCAGG
Messenger RNA from Oldenlandia corymbosa var. corymbosa, 3010 nucleotides. Lineage: Eukaryota; Viridiplantae; Streptophyta; Magnoliopsida; Gentianales; Rubiaceae. The record is from the annotation of a GenBank genome assembly.